UGCUCACGGGCAGCAGAAUGAGGAGAUGCAGUUGGACGGAGACGUGAUGAGGGAACACGGCUUACUGAUGUGAAUUAGCUCCACAGAAUAUUGGCAGGCCAAUGUCUGGACAUGGGCAACGGUUCAAUCAAGGUCCCACGCGCUGAGGAGAGCAACGGCCUAACCUCCAUUCACCCAGUACCUCCAGGGCUGGACACAGAAAUGUUGAGGAUGCGAAUAAACUACCUGGAGGUGGAGUUGGCACAGAGGGACCAAGCAUUAGAAGCUCAAGAACUUAAGUUGCAGCAUCUGCAGAGGGAGCUCGAUGCCAAGAUGUCCCAGAUUGACAAACUACAGGAUGCAAUAGGGUACAACAGCAGCUUGGGAUGUACACCACCAGGGCUGUGUCACCGCCGCUUCAGUGUCAUCAAUGAAGGUCCCAGUCGUUUCCACAAGGUCGCCGUGGAGGUCCAUCAAAGGUUGAAAGCAAAGAAAGGUGUCUCUGCUGAACCUACUUCUGAAAACUUCUGCGGGGGGCUUAGAUCUACUCACAUUUCCAUGGUGAAGCCCAUCCACAAAAAUUCAGAAAUUAAAAAGUUAAUGAAUGACGCCAUCACAAAUAAUGACUUCCUGAAGAGACUGGAGCCACAGCACAUGAGGGCGAUGGUUGACUGUAUGUAUGAGAAGGUGUACACCAAAGGAGAGCUUGUCAUACAGGAGGGUGAAUCUGGGAACUACCUCUAUGUUUUAGCAGAUGGCUUGCUGGAAGUCACCCAAAAUGGCAAGUUGCUUAGUGAGAUGCAGCCUGGAACAGCAUUCGGAGAAUUGGCAAUACUUUACAAUUGCAAAAGAACAGCCACUGUGAAAGCUGUGACUCAGUCCAACAUAUGGGCUUUGGAUCGCCAGACUUUCCAGGCUAUCAUGAUGCGGACUGCACAAGCCAGGCAUGAAGAGUAUUUCAGCUUUUUGCGCAG
Molecule: messenger RNA, 953 nt
Organism: Hippocampus comes (tiger tail seahorse)
Lineage: Eukaryota; Metazoa; Chordata; Actinopteri; Syngnathiformes; Syngnathidae
Product: cGMP-dependent protein kinase 2-like
Exons: 6
Biological process (GO): negative regulation of cAMP-dependent protein kinase activity
Cellular component (GO): cytosol; cAMP-dependent protein kinase complex
Molecular function (GO): cAMP-dependent protein kinase inhibitor activity; cAMP binding; protein kinase A catalytic subunit binding
Source: RefSeq, a predicted model, not a curated record